Messenger RNA from Schistosoma guineensis, 513 nucleotides. Lineage: Eukaryota; Metazoa; Platyhelminthes; Trematoda; Strigeidida; Schistosomatidae. The record is from the annotation of a GenBank genome assembly.
AUGUCAUUUAUUUUAAAGUUAUUCAUCAUCCUACACUUCGGAAUUGGUUAUAUUUUCCUCUAUACAUACGAACUGAUUUCAAUAUUGUUGACAAAAUUCAAACCAACACUAAUGAACCCAAUUAGACAAUUAAGUCGAAAUGAUGCAUCAUGUAGAACUACUAACCUACCCGACAAUAAAAAGUUAUUUAGAUAUAAAUUGUAUUUAGAUUAUGCUGUAAAUUUGUUGAAAACUACUAAGAAAUCUAAUGUAAUGGAAGCUAUCGAAGUUAUUUUAUAUAUUUUAAAAGACAAUAAAUUGACCAAACUACAAACUGAUUGUUUAUAUCAUUUGGCCGUUGGUUUCUUAAAAUUAAAUGACUAUCAUAAUGCUACCAUCUAUUGUCAGUGUUUGUUAACCAUUGAAUCAGAUAAUCAGAAAAUCAAGAAUCUGUUAUUGGAAAUCAAAUCACGCUCGUAUGAAGUGAUUGUAAACAGUGUGAAGUUCGCGACAACAUCAGUGUCAAUUCACUAA